Miscanthus lutarioriparius is the source of this 1674-nucleotide messenger RNA. The record is from the annotation of a GenBank genome assembly. Lineage: Eukaryota; Viridiplantae; Streptophyta; Magnoliopsida; Poales; Poaceae.
AUGGCAUGCAUACUGCCUGCAGACCGCACCAAAUUUUCCUCCUGUCCAUCCCGUGAUCGCUGCGCUGUCUGGGCAAGCGUGAGGGGAUUACACGAGGCUGGUCCAAGGCUUGGUCCCGACGCGCGGACGGGACGUGGCAGAGCACCGCCCAAGCGGACGCCAAGUGCCGAGCUACCAGAGCACCUUCUGAUUCCGUCUUUGCUCCUCACUCUUCAGUCCUCUCGCUCUCACUCUCGCAGUCGCAGUCGCAGCGGCCCCUCCCUCCUCGUCUCCUACUGCCUCUCCCUGUCGCCGGUUCCCGCACGCGCCAUGUCGUACAACAAGUCCCCGUCCAUCACCGCCGAGACCAUAAAUCCCAGGGUCAAGAUCUUCAACUACGCACCUUGCGGGGAGAUCCUCAAGCACGCAGAGCGGUUGGAGCAGGAGAUGGAGGAAAACCCUGGUUCUCUCCCUUUCCAAGAGAUAAUAUACUGCAAUCUUGGGAACCCCCAGGUUCUUGGUCAGCCACCAUUAACUUUCUUCCGUGAGGUUCUUUCCCUGUGUGACAAUCCAACCCUCCUGAAUAAAGAUGAAGCCUGUGCCUUAUUCAGUCCUUGUAGCAUAAGAAGAGCCAGGAGGAUCAUAAAUUCGAUUCCGAGCAAAGACACUGGUGGAUAUACUGAUAGUCGGGGAAUCAAAUCUCUGCGUCAAGUAGUUGCAGACGGGAUUACUGCAAGAGAUGGUUUUCCAUCAAAAGCAGAUGAUAUUUUUCUGACUGAUGGAGCCAGCGCAGCGAUCAAUUUGCUGAUGCAGAUACUCAUCAGGUCUCACGAAGAUGGCAUUUUGAGCCCUCUACCAGAAUACCCCUUAUACUCGGCUUCCAUCAUACUUCAUGGUGGAACGAUGGUGCCGUACAAUCUUACUGAAGAUAAUGGUUGGGGCCUUGAGAUUUUUGAAGUCAAGAGAUGCUUGGAAGAGGCUCGUUCAGCUGGCCUGACUGUUAGAGCUAUGGUGGUAAUAAACCCUGGCAAUCCUACUGGACAGGUGCUGUCCAUCACCAACCAGGAGGAAAUACUGGAAUUUUGUCGGAAGGAAGGUCUAGUUAUGCUUGCUGAUGAGGUAUACCAGGAAAAUAUCUAUGCAGAGAACAAAAAAUUCCAUUCUUUCAAGAAAGUGGCCAGAUCACUUGGUUAUGACGAAAAGGACAUCUCCAUAGUAUCAUUUCAUUCCGUUUCAAUGAGCUAUGGGGAAAGUGGGAGAAGAGGAGGCUACAUGGAGGUGACUGGUUUUGCAGAUGAUGUGAAGGAUCAGAUUUGCAAGGUGGCUUCUUUAACAAUCUGCCCCAACAUAGCUGGCCAAAUUCUUAUCAGCCUUGCAAUGGAUCCACCAAAGCUAGGAGAUGAGUCUUUCGAGUUAUUUGAUGAUGAGAAGGAAAAGAUCCGUUUAUCUUUCAGGAAGCAUGCCAAGACCCUAGAGAAAGCUUUCAGCAGCAUGGAGGGCGUGAGCUGCAACAAUUUAGAGGGUGCACUGUACUUGUUCCCACGGCUCCACCUUCCCUCUGCCGCGAUCAGGGCCGCCGAGUCCAAGGGAGUUUCACCUGACACAUUCUACGCUCACUGCUUGCUUGACGCCACCGGGAUCGCCGUUGUGCCGGGCUCUGGGUUCCACCAGGUUAGUCAGGCUCCUCACGAAUAA